This is a messenger RNA of Rhopilema esculentum, 1555 nucleotides long. Its product is annotated as 26S proteasome non-ATPase regulatory subunit 12. The record is from RefSeq and is a predicted model, not a curated record. Gene Ontology annotation, cellular component: proteasome regulatory particle, lid subcomplex; cytoplasm. NCBI's taxonomy places the organism in Eukaryota, Metazoa, Cnidaria, Scyphozoa, Rhizostomeae, Rhizostomatidae.
UAUCUCUCGUAUCCUGGUGGACACUAUUCAUCUCAUCGGCAGCAAGAUGGCGUCCGAAACGGUAACCGAUAUGAAGGGCAACGUUGUGAAAAUGGAGGCAGAUUAUAGCCAGACGGUAGACAAGACUCUACCAGAAUGUGAAGCACACGUCAAGAAUGGAAAACUUCAUGAUGCUUUAGAAAUAUUGCUUACUCUUGAAAAACAGACUAGAAAUGCUGCAGACAUGUUUUCAACCAGCAGAAUUCUCGUUGCAAUUGUCAAGUUUUGCUACCAGUGUAAAGAGUACGAUCUGCUAAAUGAAAAUCUCACAGUUCUUACAAAGAGGCGAGGUCAACUUAAACAAGCAGUCACAAAGAUGGUGCAAGAGGCAUGUACAUAUGUGGACGAAAUAAGCGAUAUUGACCAGAAACUUAAACUCAUAGACACCCUUCGUACUGUCACUGCAGGAAAGAUAUAUGUUGAAAUCGAACGGGCAAGGUUGACAAGGAAGUUAGCUGGAAUCAAAGAAGCACAAGGAGAUGUAUCAGAGGCCGCUAAUAUUCUCCAAGAGCUUCAGGUCGAGACUUAUGGGUCGAUGGAGAAGAGGGAGAAAGUCGAAUUUAUACUGGAGCAGAUGAGGCUUUGUCUUGCCAAAAAAGAUUACAUCCGAACGCAAAUUAUUAGCAAGAAAAUAAGUGUUAAGUUCUUUGAUAGUGACAAGGAACAGGACCUGAAACUGAAGUAUUACCAGCUCAUGAUCGAAUUAGGCCAUUUUGAGAACGACUAUCUCACAAUAUGCAGACACUACAGGGCCGUUUAUGAUACUCCUUGUAUCAAAGAGGAUAAAGACAAGAUGAAAGAGGCGCUGCGAAAUGUAAUAUUGUAUAACGUCUUGGCACCAUAUGACAACGAGCAAAAUGAUUUUCUGCACCGCAUAAAGGAAGAUGAAAAUUUGGAUGAAGUACCGUCAUAUAGAGAUUUAUUGAAGCUGUUCAAGACUGAUGAGUUGGUUCAGUGGAAACAGUUAACGUCUAUGUGCGAGAAAGAGUUACGCGAUGGUUUGCCGGGUUCAAAAGCCACUGGUGUUUUUGACAGAAACAGCGAGGGAGGAAACAAGUGUUGGGAUGAUUUCAGAAAGAGAGUCGUAGAGCACAAUAUUCGUGUGAUGGAAAAGUAUUACACUAGAUUGACAGUGAAGCGUAUGGCACAACUGCUUGAUUUGUCCAUCGAUGAAUCAGAAGAGUUCCUUUCAAAUCUAGUGACGUCAAAAACUGUUUACGCCAAGAUCGAUAGACCUGCUGGGAUUGUCACGUUUCGACCAGUGAAAGAUGCCAAUGAUAUUUUGAAUGAAUGGUCACACAACGUUACAGAACUCAUGUCCUUACUUAAUAAAACAACUCACCUCAUAACAAAAGAGCAAAUGGUCCAUCAGCUUAUUGAAACUUAGGAGAAAAAGGAGUUUACUCAAGGAACCAUUUUUAAGCCAAGACUUGCAGAUUAUCGCUACCAUUUUAGUUGAAAGAAUUUUCAUGAUCAAUAAAAUCGAUUAUUUCGAAGAUAACGUAGCUUUAUUUAC